AUGGCCGCGGCGGAUACCUCCCGCCUCCGAAACAGUAAGUUCUGUGAGAUUUGCUUGAAGCCUUCUCAGACAGUCAAGCACAGCAAGCAUUGGCUCGCACUGCGAAUGCCUGGUUUGAAGGUGGAGAACAUCAUUGUCGCCAAGGAGAAGCCCAGUGAAAAGACCCACGGCCAAGGCCUUCGCAACUUCCCAGCGAAUUGGAUCCUGGAGGACGAGGUGCGGAUCCGCGAUACGGAGUUCAAGGAUGGAGGCGAGCUGGUCUUCUUCUACAUGGGCGAUGCGGCCCAGGAUGUGGCAGAUGCCAAAGAGCGUCUGGAGAAAGCCUGA
This is a messenger RNA of Cladocopium goreaui, 327 nucleotides long. The record is from the annotation of a GenBank genome assembly. Lineage: Eukaryota; Dinophyceae; Suessiales; Symbiodiniaceae.